Molecule: messenger RNA, 638 nt
Organism: Vitis riparia (riverbank grape)
Lineage: Eukaryota; Viridiplantae; Streptophyta; Magnoliopsida; Vitales; Vitaceae
Product: ethylene-responsive transcription factor 8-like
Exons: 1
Coding region: 39-554 (171 amino acids)
Biological process (GO): regulation of DNA-templated transcription
Molecular function (GO): DNA binding; DNA-binding transcription factor activity
Source: RefSeq, a predicted model, not a curated record
CCCUGCUUUUUCUCCUCUCUCUUUAUAGACUUCAGUAGAUGGCAGUCGAAACUCUACACCUCGCCAAGGAGGGCUUCACAGCCGCCGCCGACGACGACCAGCUGCCGUCUCCUUCGCCUGCAAAGGAGGCCCAUUUUAGAGGUGUACGCAAGCGUCCCUGGGGCCGAUUUGCAGCGGAGAUUAGAGAUCCAUGGAAGAAGACGAGGAAGUGGCUAGGCACCUUCGACACCGCCGAGGAAGCCGCUAGAGCCUACGACGACGCUGCCAGGAGUCUCCGGGGACCCAAGGCCAAGACGAAUUUCUCCCCUGUACGUUCGCUGCCGGUGGUUUCUGGCUUCGGAGACCGCGUGAACCUGUGGCGCGCGGCUUACGUGGCUCCGGACGGACGGACAGUGUGCUUUCCCGGCACUGCAGGAGGUCCGGCGGAGAUUGCUGCGGGGUUUUCGGGGUAUAAAUACGACGCAGUUGCGGUGUUGGUGCGGAGUGAGGUGGAGGACAAGAAGAAGAAGAAGCCGCUGCCGUUCGAUCUGAAUCUCCCGCCAUCCCUGUUAUGAUGAUAGGCUUCUGAUUUUUUGAAAAAGUUAGGAUCUUCGCGAAAAAGUUAACCUUUUUGUAUUCCUACUUCGUUUUCGUUUUCA